AUUCGUGUUAGCCGAGUCGUCCACCAGCGCAUACUUCGAGUCGUUGCGUCCGAAAAGAGGAACCGCAGCCAAGGGCUCUGACACGGGCGCAGGCUCGAGCUUUGACCACGAUCUGUGACGUCUUCUUGAUACGGCGGCUGGGCGCGUCCACUCAACCCACACGCUCUGCCGCAAGCACACUUGUUCUGCCAGGUUCGCGACUCGGUCGUCCUGCACCACCGCUGCGCGUCGUUGGCCUGCUCCCACGCAGCCUCACUCACCAUGGCCUCCAAUGCCACGAAUCAAGGGCAGGCUGCCCAAGGCACCGCUCCCCGCCCAGAAUUGGCACCUGUGCAGCCGUCCGAACCAGCCACCCCCGCGAAGAAGCGCAAGCAUCGCGGAGGGAAGAAGCGCCGCAAUCGCCGGCAAUCGUUCGCCAACACGCUCGAGUCUGGCGACAUGACCGACGAUGCGCGCCCGAGCCUCGCAGACGUCGGCGGGCACUCUUCGCGCGGCAGCACCAGCUUCUACCGCCUGCGCCCGAACCAGAACCGCAGCAACGACAGCUUGCAGAGCGAGGCCCUGCUCGACCACCGCGAGCAGCCUGCUGCCUUGCCCACGCGGCGCGCGAGCGUGCAGAUGCCCCAGCUGCUCUCGCCGCCCCAGCGCCGCUCCACCCAGCCGCAACCCAGUCGCUCUGGGCUUGCUCAGCAGCACUAUGCCUCGGACAGUGGCCCCGACGAUGAUGAUGAUGCCGACGACCGCACCCCGCUCAUGAGCUCUUCGCACCUGAGCUCCUCUGCGCGGGAUCGCGGCUAUGGGGGUGCUGGCAACAUUACGCGGAACCGGAGAGGGAGCAGGUCUUCGGGGGCGUCGGCCAAUAUGAUAGGCGCGCAGUUCGCGAUACAGCAUCACUCGCACACCACUCUCGCCGAAUACGACGUCAACAAUCCCCCCUCUGUACCUGCGAGCCCGGUCUUGACACCAGAGCUCAAUAGCUAUGGCGAUGUGAUGCUCCCGGCAGAUCUGAGGCACGACCAAGAGCAGGCAGAGAGCAGGGGCAGCCGGGGCAUGUCUCGGGACGUGCUCAUUGACAUCGACGAGCAGCCUACUCCGCGACAGCAGGCAUGGGAGUCUGCUCCAACAUCACCUCCUGCGCCUGGGGACCUGGGCCGCCGCAUGACCCUCUCAGCCGCCGAGGACGUCUGUUUCCCGCUGGAGGACAUGUCAGAGAUCGGUCAGGAGGACUACAUGAACCGCCGAGAGGGCGGCGAUACGCGUCAGCGCCGGCGACGCCGUCGAUGGCCAGACCUGAGGGUGCUCGAAACUUGGUCGCACGAGGAAAAGGAACAACGAACCAUGGAAGGCAUGCGUGCCCGAAAGGUCAGCGAGCCUUUGAUGGUAGAUGGACGCCUGCGACCACAGAAACGCACUUGGCAUAAAGAUACCGAAGACGCCCCAUAUCGUUUCACGUACUUCAACGAGGAGUUUGACAACACCAUCCAUAGUCAGAGCAUUGGCGAGCUUCUUCAGCCAGGACAGACGUUCCGGCAGCUGUUCAUUCCCGAUCCCCCGAUAUUGGAAGACAGCACCGACGACGAGACUGAUGACGAGGAAGGCAUGACGACCAUGACGAGAGAAAGCACCGUGGAUAAAAGAUCUAGCAUGGAAAGACCCAGCAUGAAUGGACUGUCUCGUGCUGACACCAGGACACCGACUCUCUUGAACCCGACCUCAUCGGGAGAACAGACACAGUCUAGCACACCUGGGCGCACUUCGACCCCCAAGCCGCCAAAGGAGGAGAAGCCGCCGCGGUACGGUCCACGCCCCGCCUUCUGGCUCGACGUUCUCUCGCCCACUGAUGCGGAGAUGAAGGUCAUAUCAAAGGCCUUUGGCAUCCAUCCCUUGACAGCCGAGGACAUCUUGAUGCAAGAGCAACGCGAGAAGGUGGAGCUUUUCAAGCAUUACUACUUCAUCAAUUACCGAACUUUCGAGCAGGAUGAAAACAGCGAAGACUACCUAGAGCCCGUAAACUUGUACGUGGUCGUCUUCAAGGAGGGCGUCAUCAGCUUCCACUUUUCGAUGACACCUCACCCGGCCAAUGUUCGACGUCGCAUCCGCCAGCUGAAGGACUACCUCAUCCUCAGCCCCGACUGGAUUUCCUACGCCCUCAUCGAUGAUGUUACCGACGCUUACGCUCCGCUUAUUGAGCGGAUCGAGGAAGAGGUCGACGACAUCGACGAAGCCAUCCUGCGUACCUACUCGCAAGAAGAGGAAAAGACCGCCAAAACCAAGAAAGACCCUUUCAACAUUCUCAACGAGAAGGACUCAGACGAUGGAGAAGAGCAUGAAGGUGGUGGACGAGACAUGCUGCGUAGAGUUGGCAACGCUCGAAAGCGUGUCAUGACACUCUACCGCUUGCUGAGUACCAAGGCCGACGUCAUCAAGGGCUUUGCCAAACGCUGCACGGAGCAAUGGGACGUUGCCCCUCGGGGCGAGGUCGGGCUCUACUUAGGCGACAUCCAGGAUCACAUCGUGACCAUGACGGCCAAUUUGACGCAUUACGAGAACCUCCUCUCCCGAAGCCACAGCAAUUACCUCGCUCACAUCAACAUCCGCAUGAACGAGCGACAAGAACAAACCUCGGACAUCCUGGGCAAGCUCACCGUGCUCGGCACCAUCGUCCUGCCCAUGAACGUCGUCACGGGUAUCUGGGGCAUGAACUGUCUUGUCCCCGGGCAGGACAUCGAGAAUCUGAAUUGGUUCUGGGGGAUUACGGGGAGUUUGAUUGCAUUUGGAUUGAGUUGUUACUUUAUUGCGAAGAAGGUUUUUGGCAUUGUGUAAGAAGGAGGGGUUGUAAAAGGGAUAUUUGCAUUAGAUUGUUGAAGUAAUGGGGGAUGUAGAAGAGCUUGGUAUGAUACACGGGGGCUGUACGGUUAUGUGUCUGGUAUAUACGCGUGUGUUGGUGCGUUAUGCAUUGCAUCACGCUCAUCGCAUCGGGAAUGAACACAAGAGCGCUUCGGCGUGAUCGUUAUUUCCACCUCCUCCAUC
This is a messenger RNA of Paraphaeosphaeria sporulosa, 3030 nucleotides long. Its product is annotated as cora-domain-containing protein. Bases 262 to 2823 code for a protein of 853 amino acids. The record is from RefSeq and is a predicted model, not a curated record. Gene Ontology annotation, molecular function: magnesium ion transmembrane transporter activity. The transcript is spliced from 2 exons. Gene Ontology annotation, cellular component: plasma membrane. Gene Ontology annotation, biological process: magnesium ion transmembrane transport; intracellular magnesium ion homeostasis. NCBI's taxonomy places the organism in Eukaryota, Fungi, Ascomycota, Dothideomycetes, Pleosporales, Didymosphaeriaceae.